Arxiozyma heterogenica is the source of this 1062-nucleotide messenger RNA. It is a transcript of the gene PER1, whose product is annotated as Per1p. Gene Ontology annotation, molecular function: hydrolase activity, acting on ester bonds. The transcript has a single exon. Gene Ontology annotation, biological process: GPI anchor biosynthetic process. The record is from RefSeq and is a predicted model, not a curated record. Gene Ontology annotation, cellular component: endoplasmic reticulum membrane. NCBI's taxonomy places the organism in Eukaryota, Fungi, Ascomycota, Saccharomycetes, Saccharomycetales, Saccharomycetaceae. Bases 1 to 1062 code for a protein of 353 amino acids.
AUGAAUCUUUUCAGAUUGUUUUUAUUUUUAUUGUCACCGAUCUUUAUUAAAGGGACUUUAAGUUCACCGGGUGAUAAUCUAGACGAAUUCAUUGAUUGUGCCUAUGCUUGUGAAUAUAAAAGAAAAUGCCCAGGUUCUAUGAUAAAUUAUAUUGACCCGAUAACGAAUGAGUUUUAUAAUGGAAUUGACUUCCAAGAUACACCAUAUAUCUAUAAAAAGUUUUUAUUUUGGGAUUGUAUCUCAGAUUGUGAUUAUCAAUGCCAACAAAUCAUAACAAAGAGAAGGAUUAAAGAAAACGAGGAAAUCUAUCAAUUUCAUGGUAAAUGGCCAUUCUUAAGAAUAUUUGGUACACAAGAAUUCUUUUCUGUAAUUUUUUCAGUUGGAAACUUUAUUCCACAUUAUUAUGGUCUACGGAGAUUACAGAUACAAUUCAACAAAUAUCAGCGCACCCCAUACAGAAAUAUCCUCAUUAAUUAUAUGUACGUUGCAAUAGCAGGAUUAUUGGCAUGGUCGGCUAGUACAAUAUUUCAUUUAAGAGACUUAUUAAUCACUGAGAAAUUAGAUUAUUUUUUCGCUGGGUUGACUGUAUUAGUUGCGUUCCAUGGACUAUUCUCUAGAAUGACAAGAUUAUAUUUAUAUGAAACAUUUUCUAUGGUAUUUAAAGGUUGUAUGGUGUUUAUAUUUAUUGUCCAUCUUUUAAGGUUAUAUUUAGACUGGUCAUACACAUACAACAUGAGAUUUAAUGUAUUUUUCGGGAUCUUACAAUAUUUGCUACUCUUACUAUUAUCGUAUCAAAACUAUGUAUCAUUAAAAUCGUCGAAGGAAAUUGUUUACAGAUACAAUCAAAGAAUACUGAAGCUAUGUAUAAUUCCAAUUGGAUUAGUAACUUUCACUGGACUGGCUAUGUCCUUGGAAUUAUUUGAUUUUUUCAGUUAUGAUUAUCAGAUCGAUGCACAUGCAUUAUGGCAUGCAGCUACAGUGGUACCUACGUAUUAUUUAUAUGAAUUUUUAAUUGAAGAUUUCAAUUACAUUAUAGAAACAAACAAGAAAAUAUUAAAAUGA